GCACAAUUUAAAUGACUUCUCUGCCCUCUGCUUUCAUCAUCCCCUUUCCCAUUUCCAUAUAUCCACACUUUCUUCCCCUGCCACUUCCCCUGUACACAGAGCACCUUACUCCGGCAAUGUCUUCUCACAAGAAAAAGAUUGUUCUGAGCAGCUUUGCUGUCAAGAUUGGCUGCGGCAGCAGCUGCAGAAGGCCCAAACUCUCCUCCGUCUUCCUCCCCAAGCCCCGCCGCCGCCACCACAAAUCCUCCUCCUCUGCCGCAGCGCCGCCGCCGGUGAACUACUCCAAUUACUCCUCCAGCUCUUGGGACACCGCCACCACCACAUUCUCCCCGGCCAACAACUACUACUCCUCCUCGGAAGCCGACUCCGAGAUCAAGAGCCUCCGGGCGGUGCACGGCUUCGGGAGGGUCGGCGGGGAGAGCGUCGCCGUCGAGAAAGACUCCGACGACCCGUACCUCGACUUCCGGCACUCCAUGCUCCAGAUGAUUCUCGAGAAGAACAUCUACUCCAAACACGACCUUAAGGAGCUCCUCAACUGUUUCUUGCAGCUCAAUUCUCCCUACUAUCACGGCGUCAUUGUCAGGGCCUUCACGGAGAUCUGGAACGGGGUCUUCACGGCGCCGCCGCCGCAGCACGGCGGGGCCUCGAUGUCACGUGGCUUUUAGGCAACGCACGUGAUGUCCGUCGUGGGCCCAUACUACUAACUCCCCCCAUCUUAUAUCUCAAUCAAUAAAAGUUUGUGUUAUAGGGGUAGCUGCGCAGGUAAGUUAAAUUCUAGGGGUAGUAUGGUAAUUUGCCGUGCCCAAAAAUUUGUUACGGGCGGUGUCAUGGAAUAGGUAAUGUACUGUUAAUUAGGAUUAUAAAAAAUGAUUAAGCUUAAUGGUUUAAUUUUCACAGCCUUUUUUACCAAGUAGGUGUUGGGAAACAUAGAAGCCUAAGUUUGUAACAU
This is a messenger RNA of Cuscuta campestris, 949 nucleotides long. Lineage: Eukaryota; Viridiplantae; Streptophyta; Magnoliopsida; Solanales; Convolvulaceae. The record is from the annotation of a GenBank genome assembly.